This is a messenger RNA of Exophiala mesophila, 1864 nucleotides long. RefSeq lists its product as uncharacterized. Lineage: Eukaryota; Fungi; Ascomycota; Eurotiomycetes; Chaetothyriales; Herpotrichiellaceae. The record is from RefSeq and is a predicted model, not a curated record. The transcript is spliced from 3 exons. The coding region runs from base 63 to 1619 and encodes 518 amino acids.
AUUUCUUCAUGUUCUCUACAAUUCAUUUGGUUCAAACCCUCUGAAUUGUUCUGUCCGCAAUCAUGAAGCUCUCAGUUUCCAAAUUCCUCGUUGUCGCCCUGGCGUCAACUGCCACUGCUAGCACUUGGUUUGGCAAAGCAGUGUACAACAAAUGGCACGAGACUGAGUUAGAGCGAUGGCUCUCUGAUCAUGAUAUUCCUUACCCUACUCCCGCGGAUCGAAAAGAUCUAGAGAACCUUGUCAAGGACAACUGGCAAACCUACGUCGUUGACACCGCUGCUCAAGUCGGAAACCAAGCCAGUGAAAACUACGGCAGCGUCAAAGAUUGGAUCUUCGACAGCUGGACCGAGUCGUCUCUCAAGUCUUUCCUUGACCAUCACAAUAUUCCCGCCCCAGAACCUCGCACUAGAGACAGCCUUCUCACCUCCGCCCGCCAGAACUACGACUCAAUUGCCAAAUCUGUCGGCGAAUAUGCCGCGUAUCCUGGAGACUGGCUAUAUAGCACCUGGUCCGACUCUGAGCUCAAAGACUUCUUUGAUCGCCGUGGCAUUCCCGUUCCCCAACCGACUACUCGCGACAAACUAAUCGCCCAUGUCCGACGCAAUGCCCGUAUCGCCUCUCUCAAUGCGCAGAACUUCGCAUCUGGAGCAAGCGCCUCUGUUGCUAGUGCUUCGGCUAGCCUCGGCAGCACUCUAUUUACCGCCUGGUCUGAAAGCCAAAUCAAGGAGUACCUUGACAAGGCCGGUGUUCCAGUGCCUCAGGGUAGCAAGAGAAACGAGUUGCUUGCCUUAGCCCGCAAGCAUUAUACGAAUCUUGAAAAAGAAGCAUCCGACCAAGCGUCUUCAGCUUCCGGAUCUGCUGCGUCUGCUUUUGGCGCUGCCACCUCUUCUGCAGGCAACGAGUACGCUCGUGCAACCGAUGACGCUGCCUUGAAGGCGGAAGAUCUCUUCCAAUCGGCGAUCAACGCUUGGUCCGACUCUCGCUUGAAGGCCUUCCUUGAUGCUCGAGGUGUUCCUGUUCCUCAAAACGGCAAGCGUGACGAGCUCAUCAAGCAAGUGCGGUUGCAUAAACACAAGGCAGCCACAGGAUGGUCUGCUUGGACUUUUGACACCUGGACAACAGAGAAUCUUCGCAAGUAUCUCGAAGCCAAUGGUCAGAAGGCUAAGAAGAAUGCCAAAGCUGGCCGAGACGAGCUUGUCAAGCAGGCUCAAGAUCAAUAUGUCUCGGCUUCCAAGGCUGGUGGUCCACAGUACGCAUCGGCCACCAAUUACUUGGCCAAACAGACGGACGCUGCCAAAGAUAGCACUUUUGACACCUGGUCAGACAGUGAAAUCAAAUCGUAUCUCGACAGUUACGGCAUUCCCAACUACCAAGGCACGACAGCCAACCAACUCCGGGCUGAGGCCAAGAAGCAAUAUUACUAUUUCCGAUAUGGCACGUCGACACCUGCGGGCACCAUCUUUGAACAAAUUAAGAACGGCUUUCAAUGGGUUGUCGCGAAACUUCAAGGUCCUGCCUCUGACGCCUCCGCAGCUGCCAGCUCGGCAGCCAGCAGCGCCUCCAAGACGGCUUCGGCGAGCGCUUCAAGUGCCUCUUCGAGCUUCAAGAAAGAAUUGUAAACGUCGAGGAUAAGGCAUAUCCAUCAGGGUGCACCUUUCUUGGCAUUUCACACGGCAUGGACUGUAUGGAUGAAUCAAUGGGGAUGGAAGGGUAGACUGGAGGGCAGGAACUCGGGUCGCGUUGAAUGAUACCUGAUACCAAGCGUGGUCUUGUGUAGGAAUCGAGGUGUGCUGACAAGGGGUCAAUGUAUUCAUUAGAGCUUUCAAGCUACGAUAGCGACGCCCACAAUGAAAAGUAACCUAGC